Messenger RNA from Volvox carteri f. nagariensis, 1095 nucleotides. RefSeq lists its product as uncharacterized. Lineage: Eukaryota; Viridiplantae; Chlorophyta; Chlorophyceae; Chlamydomonadales; Volvocaceae. The transcript has 3 exons. The record is from RefSeq and is a predicted model, not a curated record. Bases 1 to 1095 code for a protein of 364 amino acids.
AUGCAUCAUGUCCAGCGGCUUCAGCGCCGGAACGCAACGGAAUUGCUGCAUUUCUUCGCGGCAGGCGACGGGAGCCUUGCAGUGCAGCACGCUAGCGUUUCGAGCGCUUCUUAUUGUCAACAAAUUCUUGACGCGCUCCACGCUGUCCAUGGCCGAGGCGGGGAGCCCAGCACUUCUGGCUGCGAAUCCGAUGAGCGUUCCAGCCCUCAGUUUUGGUCGCCGCGCAUCUCCACGUUUUGGAGCGCUCGGAAGAAUGCGCUGUCACCUCAGAGGUCACGCGCACCGACAUACAGCCAGUACCUGAGAAGACAGCUUCAUGCAUUACAUUAUCACGUCCCCUCAUGGACUGCUAGCGUUGGCCCUGGUAAAGUUGCUUGGCUGGACGCCGCAUUUUCCAACCCAUUUCUUCUGUCCGAGAUAUCUGCCGGUAUCUUCAAGCCCGCCCGUAGGCAGCUUGUGGGAUGCGUCCAGUUGGCGACGCCCCACGGCAGCCCGCUGCUCGUCCAUCGGCCGUACUGCCAAAUAGCAGACCGUUCCACUGGUGGGUUACGAGCUCUUCGGGCGGCUCCGGUCCGAAAACCCUUUUCAGUUGGAGGCAGAGAAGCAGCGCAGGCUGGCGGCAGUGGCAGCGCUGCCGGCGCCGGCGUCGACGGCAACGGCCGCGGCAGCGCCGCCACUGCCGCUCCUGGCAGCGAUGCCGGUGGAUCUGCUGCCGCCGCGGCAUCUGGAGAUGGCGGCGGUGGCUCCGCUGGCUCGUCCAAUGUACGGCAGCUCGCCACGCAGCGCCACGUGCUGAGAUCGGGCCCAAGCGUUCAGAACGUAUGCGUGCAGGAAAUCCUGGGCCGGGCGAAAAUGAAUACCGUUUUUGAGGUGAUUGUGAUUCGCUCCGACGGUCGUACAUUGGAACCUAAUGGUGGCGUUACGGCUUCGGAGCUGGGCCUGCACUCCCGGGAUCUGUCCCUGUUCGCCCGGGACUCCAGGUUGUCGCCGCAGCGGGCCACCAUCGCGGUCCGGGGUGAUCGGAUCUUGUUCCGUACAGAGGCCAUCAAGGCGGUCAUUGAACGAGACCAAUGCACCCUCAUAAAGAACACGUGA